Messenger RNA from Akanthomyces muscarius, 1470 nucleotides. RefSeq lists its product as uncharacterized. Gene Ontology annotation, biological process: protein homooligomerization. The transcript has 3 exons. NCBI's taxonomy places the organism in Eukaryota, Fungi, Ascomycota, Sordariomycetes, Hypocreales, Cordycipitaceae. Bases 1 to 1470 code for a protein of 489 amino acids. The record is from RefSeq and is a predicted model, not a curated record.
AUGGCUUCCUCGACUCCAGCCGCUGCGAGCGACAGAAGCCAAACCGAGUCGACAAUACACAAGAUACCCGACAUCCUUCCUCGCGAGCGAGUGUUUCCGAUACAGAUUGGCGGCGAGCUGUUCAAGCUCUCUGGCGCGUCCAUCUCGUCCGACGCGCCGUCAUACUUUUCGCAAUACUUUUUAUGCCAAAUAAAAAAGGCAGAAAGAGAUGGCGAAGACAUUUCCUCGGGCAUCCGCACGCUGUACAUCGAUCGCGACCCCGUCACCUUUGGCGACAUAGCGCUGCACUUGCAAGGCUACCAUAUCCAGCCGCGCGACGGCACCCAUUUUGUCCGCCUCUUUUCUGACGCGCAAUUCUACAACUUGCCCAGGCUCAUGUCCCAGUUAUACGAGGAGAGCAUCUUUAUUUCCAUCGGCCAUCGCGAAUUCCAGAUUCCGCGCGACGUUCUUACCGACCCCGGCAACUCUCCAAAUUACUUUUCGCUAGGCUUUGGGCUCGUGUUUGGUCGACGCGACGAAGCAUAUCCUGGGCUCGACCGCGAAGGGCUGAUUAGGCCGCCGUCCAUUCUCCCGCCAUGCGUCCCAACCCGAAGCGCCGAUACCUUCGCUGAAUUGCUGCGCUUGCUCCAUGGAUAUCCAGUCAACAUCCGAGACGAGACUCAUCGCGAUGAGCUGCUGCGGGACGCCCGAUACUUCCAUUUCAAGGGUCUCGAACAGAAGCUGCUUCCCCACUCCAUCAGCUUCAACUCGCUGAGGCAGCGCAACGAAAUCGUUCUCCGGCUAGAGAAUGUGCAAAAAAGCGGAAUACACAUUGUUCACGACCGACCCGAAGAGGCCAUCGGGGACCACGGCAUGGCCGAAUUCGAGACAACCCUAUCAGGCUGGGUCAACUACGCGCGGCCCUAUGUAGACGACCUUCCUGCAGAGCUUGUUCUUGAGAUUGGAGGGGAAGCAGCGCGCAUUCAUUUUACGGCCGACGGACCGCGGGCAGAAUUCUUUGGCGACACACGCACCAGAGUGGCCAAGCUCUUUGAAGUCAUCGCGACGAAGCUCGGCUUGCCGCCGACGACGCAGCCUUUGGGCUUGCUCAUGGCGUCGGGCGGCGCCCGGUCCAUGCCAGCUGUGCCGGGCAACACACCGCUGAGCGAGGACCUUGUCAUUGUCAAGUUUGGACCGGAGGCUGCGGUGACGCUGGACGGGAAAGACUAUGAAUAUCCUCAACCGCAAUCGGCUGACAACGCAGACUCUGCUGUCGCAAACUCGCGCAAACGCCGGCGCACAGACACGACAUCUUCUGACGAGUCGCCAGAGGUAGAAAACUGGACGAUAAAACGAGGGCAGUGGAGGCUGCGUAUUCAGCGCGGCACGCAUGGAAAGAGUAACCAUGAGUGCGCCAUGGAGGUGGUGUGUCUGGAUGCCCUCAGCUCUGAGUUGGGGCGAAACAAGACGAGGGGCUUUUUGAGGAAUUAA